AUGAAGCAGCGCGAACGGAUCGGGCUCCUCCCGCCCGUCCGCACCAGCGAUGUCCUCGUGUUCUCCUCCCGCCGCAAGCCCUUCCGCAGGCGCGACAACGGCGUCGCCCGCACCCCCCGCGUGCGCACCCCUUUUUUCAAGCGGAUGGCGAGGCGGCUGAGGACGGCGCGGCUCAUGGAACGCGCGGGGUUGCGGUUCGUCGCGGCGCCGCGGAGGCUGGAGGCUGCCUACGACGAUGAUCGCGCCGAUGCGAGGGGGGAGGGGCGCACGGACGCGGUCGUGGAGCGGGAGCGGGAGGAGGAAAAGGAGGAGCGCGACGAGGGCCCCGACGACGACGGCGACGCCGAGGACGACGACGUCGAUCGAUCCGCGUCGUCGUCGGACUCGGACGAGAUUCAGAUCACCGGGGAGAUCGCCGCGACGCCCCCGCCGCGGGGCACCGCGCCGUCGCUCACUCCCGCCGCCGCCGUCGCGCUCGCCUCCCGCGCGCUUCGCCUCACGCUCAAGCGCGAGCGCGGUCACGGCAACUGCAUGUUCUGCGCCUUCGCGUCGGGGCUCAACUCGUGGCUCGAACGCGGGGGACGCGCGACGCCCGGCUGGCGGCACUACGUCCGGCCCCUGUCCGAGCGCGAGGACGCCGCCGCGCUGCACGGCGCGGUCGCCGGUUCGAACCGCGGCGGGGUCGAAUGGACCCACCUGCGCCGCGCGCUGGUCCGGGCCCUCGAGGACACCGUCGCGGAUGCGCGAAAGAGGGACAGGGACCGGGUUAUGACGCAGCUGUGCGCGGGCGAGGAGGGAAGGGCGUGGCUGAGACGGGGAAAGUUCGCCCGGGCGUUGCCUUACGAGCGGUUCCGCGCGCACCUCGACGUGAUGGCGAAAGACGCGGCGCCCCACUCGGGACGCGACACGUGGACGAGGUUCUGGGGUACCGACGUCGAGGUCACCGCGCUUUGCGCCGCUUUGGGCGUAGCCGCGGUGGUCGUCGAGUGCGCCGACAAUCACGGGGGUGUUCACGGUGGGAGAUCGCCGUAUUACCUCGCGGUGCCCGCGGACGUCGCGGAGGAGACGGCGGCGGCGGACGGCGGCGGGUGGGAUCGAUUCGUGAAGUACGACGGCACGAAGAGGAUUCGGAUGCGACCCGGUAGGUACAUGCCGCACGGCGAGUGGGUGGGCGAGUCGUUGGAGUUUACACCGACCAACCGACCGACGGGCGUGCGACUGCGCGUUCUGCGGGUGCGCGAGGGGUCGAAAAAGGCGGUCAAAGCGUGGAAGGGGGGCGGCGAGUGGGGCGAGGGCGGCGGGGCGGGGGGGAAGAGGCGUUACAUCCCCGCGAUUGUCGUCGUUCACGCGCCGGGUCACUUUGACUCGUUGCAGCCGCGCGAGGGGACGACGCUGGUGUUGGAGCGAAGCGGGUGAGAUUGGCUUUUAAUUAAGCGACGGUACGGGU
Micromonas commoda is the source of this 1447-nucleotide messenger RNA. RefSeq lists its product with no specific name. The coding region runs from base 1 to 1416 and encodes 471 amino acids. NCBI's taxonomy places the organism in Eukaryota, Viridiplantae, Chlorophyta, Mamiellophyceae, Mamiellales, Mamiellaceae. The record is from RefSeq and is a predicted model, not a curated record. The transcript has a single exon.